AAGACGAAUCAUCCACUCUCUUCUACUCCUGAUACUCACUGUUUCUUAGCGUGGACGAACGUGCGCUUAAAUUUUUGUGCCUGCCACGCCCCUCUCUCUCUCUCUCUCUCAUGUCCUUUGCUCGAACAAACUAAUUUAUCCUCUCUCUCGCUCUCUCUGGUUCUUUGUGUCUCAUCUUCCUUCCCCAAUAGCGAGACUUCAUCAGCUAUAAAAAGGACCGAACUUUAACUUUAUCAAACUCAGGUGGGAGUGGUGGUGGGGCUUCUCUUUCUUCUUUCUCGUGUUUCAACUUCAGGAACGACCCUUCGCCUUUUGUCCCUGGAUGAAAUUAUGGCGUUAAUCGUGUACACAUGGUUUUACCUAGUUGUGCUGUUGAAAUUUCCUAAAAAUCACUGGUUUCAGUUCCAAAUGGAAAUAUCACUAUUUUGAUGGGUUCGAGUAAAUACUGCAACUACUGUUUGUUUAUGGUUAAGUAGAUAUGGAUGAGUUUAACAGUAUUAUACCCUCCAUUUCAUGUCCGAAUCCUACUGGGUUUGCGAAUCAUAGUCCAGUCGACUUUGAUGAUAAUCAGAUGGCUUUAAUAGAACUGGCUCGUGAAACUGAGGCCACGAGAUUUGAAAUGUCAGAUAAUUUCAAGGCCCAGAUUGCAAAUCAUCCUCUGUAUCCAAACCUAGUAUCUGCUUACAUCGAGUGCAGAAAGGUGGUACUCCCACCAGAAAUGGCUUCACUUCUUGAAGAAGUCACCAAAGAAACCCACUCCACCGUUUCUAAUGGAGCUGACCCUGAACUUGAUGAAUUUAUGACAUCUUAUUGUGAGGUUCUACACAGAUGCAAGGAGAAACUGUCAAAGCCAUUUGAUGAAGCGAAAUCGUUUUUAAGCAACAUCGAGUUUCAGCUCAGUAAUCUCUGUAAAGAGACCUUUGCCUCAACCACGUCAUCUUCCUUGACAUCUUUCAACUACCAUUCUGCUGAUGAUGGGGAUGCUACUUUGGAUGAGGAUGUUAGUUGUGAAGUGGAAGCAACUGAAAAUCAAGAAUCUCUUGGUACCUGUCAAGGUGACCAUGAACUCAAAGAAAUGCUAAUGCGCAAGUACAGUGGCUACCUUAGCAGUUUGCGUAAGGACUUCUUGAGGAAAAGGAGAAAAGGGAAAUUACCAAAGGAUGCAAGGAUGGUAUUGGUAGACUGGUGGAACACACAUUACAAAUGGCCAUAUCCCAUGGAAGACGAGAAAAAGAAGUUAUCAGAAAUUACGGGAUUAGACCAGAAGCAGAUCAACAAUUGGUUCAUAAACCAGAGGAAGCGACACUGGAGGCCGUCUGAAGACCUGAGAUUUGCUUUCAUGGAAGGUCCCUGUAAUGGCAUAUCAGAACCCAUGCAUUUCGAUGCUGCUGGAGGAUCUGGAGGCAUUGGCACUUAAAGUAUGCUUGCAAAGUAUGCAUUUGAACUUUCCCAUAGUUUGUAUCUUCUUUGAAGUGUUAAAAGAAGAGGCUUAUAACUUUAGAUGUACAAAAGAAAGUAGUCUGCUUGGGAUGAUUCAUGCGUACAUGGAUGGAUUUUUGUGGCUUUGUUAAUGGUGAAGUCGAGUUGUCGCUUUUAUUCAACUUUCUUUACCUGUGAAGCAAAUAUUAUGAAUCUUUAAUCAGCUUGAUGAAUCUUUCGUUGGCAUUAAA
Molecule: messenger RNA, 1670 nt
Organism: Olea europaea var. sylvestris
Lineage: Eukaryota; Viridiplantae; Streptophyta; Magnoliopsida; Lamiales; Oleaceae
Product: homeobox protein knotted-1-like 1
Exons: 5
Coding region: 479-1417 (312 amino acids)
Biological process (GO): regulation of DNA-templated transcription
Cellular component (GO): nucleus
Molecular function (GO): DNA-binding transcription factor activity, RNA polymerase II-specific; DNA binding
Source: RefSeq, a predicted model, not a curated record